Messenger RNA from Helobdella robusta, 807 nucleotides. RefSeq lists its product as hypothetical. The transcript has 3 exons. The record is from RefSeq and is a predicted model, not a curated record. The coding region runs from base 1 to 807 and encodes 268 amino acids. Lineage: Eukaryota; Metazoa; Annelida; Clitellata; Rhynchobdellida; Glossiphoniidae.
AUGUGGGACCAAGCCAAAAAGAUUAGAGGCUCUGACAUAUCAUUCAACACGUCAACCUCACAGCAAAUUGAUGCCAACACAAUCAAAACCCACUUUGUCUUUAUGUCAACUGACCCGUCUUACAAAAUUUCACCAACAAAAGCAACAACAAUCAAUAUUCGUCAUCAACAUCAACAAUUAACCCAAUAUUCCGUUCUGCACAUGCUAACAAAAGCCUGUCUAUCCGGUACAGCUCCCUCCUGGUCUGGUUUUGCUACACAACAACAACUUCAGCAACUACAAUCUCUCAUCAAAAAACUAAUCCGCUUCAACUAUCUACCUGCAUCAUAUCCUACUGUCACUCAGAUAUUUAACAUACUCAAUUCAAGACUGUUCAAAAAACAUGGAACAUUGGAUUUUGUGGCCGCUAAAUCGGGUUACGAGAUUACGGUUAUCACUGUGGAAACAGCAGGAGAAUUUUUAGACUAUGCGCUGGUGACGUUUCUGUUGCCCAUGCGCAAAGCUAAACCACACAUAAUAACAAAAUUAGUACGAUGUUGGAAGAGAUAUGACAAAGCUGCAUUUCGGAGUUCCUUGAUGACGACUAGAGGUCUACAUGGAAAACUUCGCGCAAAUUUUCCCGCAAAUACCCGCGGGAAAACUGAGGGUUGGGAACAGAAGUUGGAGAGGAAUUCGCGGGGCGGGAAUGAAACGCGAGGGAAAACCGCCGGGCGGAUAUUUUUCGUGCGGGAAGUACCGUGGGACGGGAAAAAUUUUAGAGGGAAAACCGCAGUUGACUUGACUUUGAUGGCGAAGUUCCAAAAUUAA